GUAGUUAGUGUAGUUGCUGUAGUAUGUGUAGUUGGGGUAGUUGGGGUAGUUAGUGUAAUUGCUGUAGUUGGUGUAGUUGAUGUAGUUGCUGUAGUAUGUGUAGUAUGUGUAGUUGGUAUAGUAUGUGUAGUUGCUGUAGUCGGUGUAGUUGGUGUAGUAUAUGGAGUUGGUGUAGUUGCUGUAGUUGGUGUAGUUGGUGUAGUUACUGUAGUAUGUGUAGUUGGUGUAGUUGGUGAAGUUAGUGUAGUUGCUGUAGUUCCUGUAGUUGGUGUAGUUGCUGUAGUUACUGUAGUUGGUGUAGUUACUGUAGUUGGUGUAGUAGCUGUAGUUGCCGUAGUUGGUGUUGUAUGUGCAGUUGGUGUAGUUGGUGUAGUUACUGUAGUUGUUGUAGUUGGUGUAGUUACUGUAGUAUGUUUAGUUAUGUUUAUGCGUAGUUGGUGUAGCUAGGUGUAGUUGGUGCAGUUACUGUAGUUGCUGUAGUUGGUGUAGUUAGUGUAGUUUGUGUAGUAAGGUGUAGGAUGUAGUUGCUGUAGUUAGUGUGGUUGGUGUAGUAUGUAUAGUUGGUGUAGUAUAUGUAGUUGGUGUAGUAUACGUAGUUGGUGUAGUUGCUGUAGUUGGUGUAGUUAGUGUGCUUGGUGUAGUUAGUGUAGUAUAUGUAAUUGGUGUAGUUACUGUAGUUGCUGUGGUUACUGUAGUCUGUGUAGUUGCUGUAGUUGGUAAAGUUACUGUA
Porites lobata is the source of this 730-nucleotide messenger RNA. The record is from the annotation of a GenBank genome assembly. Lineage: Eukaryota; Metazoa; Cnidaria; Anthozoa; Scleractinia; Poritidae.